AUAUCCCGAUUGCCGAAACUGCUCUAGUUUUCUUCUCGACUAAUAUUUUUCUCAAUUACAUCAAAACUGACAAUGCAACAGGGACAAGUGAAUUCUCGUGAGCUCGCCGACGCGCUCAACAACGUGAAAAUCAUCAACGAAGACGCGCCGACAAACAGCUUCAGAUUCUACAUUUUUAUCAGUUUUUUGGGGAUAAUUAUUGCUUAUCUGCUGGCCCUGUUCAAUCGAGAAUCCGUGUGCAAUUUGUUGAAGACUGACAAUAAUGAUUAUUUUUCGCAUAAAUGAUUUGAAUGUG
Caenorhabditis elegans is the source of this 295-nucleotide messenger RNA. RefSeq lists its product as uncharacterized. Lineage: Eukaryota; Metazoa; Nematoda; Chromadorea; Rhabditida; Rhabditidae. The transcript is spliced from 2 exons. The record is from RefSeq and is marked reviewed. The coding region runs from base 73 to 285 and encodes 70 amino acids.